Molecule: messenger RNA, 2787 nt
Organism: Penicillium manginii
Lineage: Eukaryota; Fungi; Ascomycota; Eurotiomycetes; Eurotiales; Aspergillaceae
Product: beta-glucosidase
Exons: 13
Coding region: 1-2787 (928 amino acids)
Biological process (GO): arabinan catabolic process; xylan catabolic process
Cellular component (GO): plant-type cell wall
Molecular function (GO): alpha-L-arabinofuranosidase activity; xylan 1,4-beta-xylosidase activity
Source: RefSeq, a predicted model, not a curated record
AUGAGAGCCACCUUUCUGGAGAACCUAGUUUCAAAUUUGACGAUUCCUGAGCUUGUCCUUCAAUUACAUCUCAUGUUUGCAGACAAUAUCAUUGGCCCAUAUUCAGACAAUGGCCUAUAUGAUAAGGCACUAGAGGCAGCACCAGGAGCACCCGUCGGUAUCAUCCAUGACUGGUAUCCAACCAACAAGUCUCAAUACAAUGAUCUACAAAGGCUCAAUUCUGAGAAAUCCCGAAUCAACAUUCCAUUCAUGCAAACCGGAGAAUGUCUCCAUGGAGUAGGAUCUUUUAAACAAUCCAUGUUUCCCCAGGCCAUCGGAAUGGCGGCGACUUUUGACACGGAUCUGGUUUAUAAAGUAGGCCGAGCUAUUGCGACCGAAGCGCGGUCAAUUGGUAUUCAUGCUUGCUUCGCCCCCGUGCUCGAUUUAGCUAAGGAUCCUCGUUGGGGUCGUGUGCAAGAGGAUUGGGGGGAAGAUUUUGUUCUUACUUCUCACAUGGGUGUCGCCUUUUCAAGCGGGUUAUCCAAAAACAGCACUUGGUCAGAUCCCGAUGCCGUGAUACCGGUGAUGAAGCUCAUGGAAGUCCGCAGGGGGGGUCAUAACGCUGCUCCAUUCAUGGGAUACGGCACGCGUCAGGUUUUGCAAGAAAUGCUAGUUCCAUUCAAGGCAGCGGUGCAGCUUGGAGGUGUCAAGGGCGUGAUGAUGGCUUACAAUGAGUUUGAUGACGUUCCUUCCUCCGUGAAUCCUAUUCUAUACGAAGCAUUGGCGGAUUGGGGAUAUGACGGCUACAUUACUGCGGAUGACACAGGUAUGUUUGCCGACGAAGAAUCCAUUCCAGGCCCAGGUGUCAGAGGACACUCCGUUGCAGAUACGAUUGCCCAGUGGCACAACGCCGGUGGAAUGGUUCAAUUCUACGAUUUUUCUCUUGAAGAAUACAUAAAUGUGUGUCUCAUCAUUACCAUUAUCUAUUACAUCGCUUGUUCUCAUUUCUAUCAACAGGCAACAACUGGUUUGGUCGCGAAUGGAACUCUGUCUAUAGAAACACUGCGAUCUUUGGCCAGUCGGGUUCUCGGUGUCAAGUAUGACCUGGGGCUCUUUGAAAGUCCUUACAUCCCACAAGAUAUUGACUCAGAGAACAUAACUAUAUCUCACGCGCCUCUGACUCUCGAAGCUGCCCAUAAAAGCAUUGUGCUGCUUGAAAACAAGAACUCCACGCUUCCAUUGAGACCCAAAAAUCAGAAAAUCAGAAGGAUCGCCCUGGUUGGGCCUUUCGCAGAUACAUUCAAUUACGGUGACUAUUCUGGCCAAUGGGGAGGAUAUCCAGUGCGAAAUGCCAGUACAAUCCGGCAGGGCUUGUCCGAGCACCUUGCAGCCCACUUUCCGGAGACCGAGCUAGUCUCUAGCUGGGGGGCGAAUUCAUGGACUUUCAAUGGACAGUACAAUAUUCCGCCAUACCUUCUAUCUGCGAAUGAUACACCGGGUGGCCUCUUGGCGACAUAUUAUGCAGAUACCAAUUUUUCCGACGCAAAAUUUCAAAGAUUGGAGACCCCAAGUCUCGACUGGGGUCUUUACCCGCCAACCGGGCUACCAUCGAAUAAUUUCAGCGUAACAUGGGAAGGAAUGAUCAAUAUACCUGUUGAAUAUGACACACAAGGUUGGCUCGGUGUGGCUCUUUAUGCUAAUACAUCAGCAAAGCUCUACAUUGACGGAAAACUUCAUGCUGAUGUGAAGCCAAUAUCGGCUGGAAAUAUUCUUUCUAAUAUACCUGGACUAUCAUACACUUCCGCCAACGCAACAAUAGCUCCUCCAGGUUCUUCGCCUUUCUUGUUCAAAAAAUCCGCGACCCAUAGAAUUAGACUCGAAUACCAGGCAUGGAACUACAAUCAGAAAAUCGAGAAUCAAAAUUCUUUGAAUGCCCAGGUGCUUCUAUUCUGGAAUCUUGUUGACAAGAUUGAUCCAGUAAAGCAAGCCGUUCAAGUUGCCUCCGACUCAGACCUCAUCAUAUUGGCAGUUGGAGCCAACUGGAAUAGCGAUGGGGAGUCUGGAGAUCGGGCAACUUUAGAGCUUUCACCAAAUCAAACCGAGCUCGCAGAUGCAAUGUUUGGUUUGGGUAAACCAAUUGUUCUUGUCUUACAAGGUGGUCGCCCAUUCGCAAUUCCAGAGUACUACAAUAAGUCAGCAGCCGUGUUGAAUACUUUUUUUCCUGGUCAAGCAGGUGGCCAAGCGAUCUCAGAUGCAUUAUUUGGUCUGGUUUCGCCUGGCGGUCGGGUCCCAAUCAGUGUUCCAUAUAGUGUUGGCACAUUGCCAGCCUUUUACAACUACAAACCAUCUGUUCCUCGAGACUACGUGGACAUUCCUUAUAAUUCAAUUUACCCUUUUGGUUAUGGACUGUCAUACACCAAUUUUUCUACGUCCGAAUUUCAUGUUUCGGCAAUCGGCGGAGAUCCAGAAAUAGUUGAGUUCAACGCUCACUCUAUUCUGACGUUUUCUGUCGACGUCAAGAACAUUGGCCCGGUAGCAGGUGAUUAUGUUGCCCAGGUCUACUUGCUUGGUCGCGUCGCAUCAAUUGUGCGACCAGUCAAACAACUCGUCGCGUUUCAUCGUGUCCAUCUGCUUCCAGGUGAAUUGACCACCGUUGAAAUGAGCCUUGAUGUUUCCCGGUAUCUGGUAGUCCUUGAUCGAAAAUACAAUUGGGUUGUGGAGCCCGGGGAGUAUACCUUUGCGUUGCUCGAAAAUGGAGGCAGCUCUGUGGAUACAUCGACAAACGUCACUCUCAACUGCGUCCACUAA